GUGGCGAGCGAGCGUAUCUUGCGUGAGGGGACGCCGCGCUUCUCCCCUUCGGCAGGGAGGCGGGGCCCGAGGCGCCCCAGCGCGCAGGCGCCGACCUCAUGCUGAGCACCUUGUCUCGCGCCGUGGCCCGCGCCGCCGUCCGCCGCGCUCGUACCCCCCGGCCACCCGAGGCUCGCACCGCCGCCACCGCAGCCGCCAUGUCCCGGGGCCCGCGGGCCGCCUCAGGCUCCCCGAUCCGGCCCGCCACCGUGCUGGGCACCAUGGAGAUGGGGCGCCGCAUGGACGCGCCCGCCAGCGCCGCGGCAGUGCACGCCUUCCUGGAGCGCGGCCACACUGAGCUGGACACGGCCUUCAUGUACAGCGACGGCCAGUCCGAGAGCAUCCUGGGCGGCCUGGGGCUCGGGCUGGGCGGCGGCGACUGCAAAGGUAACUUCUGGCGCCCGCGCACCAACCGCCUGUCCUCUCCCUGCACCGUGCAGUGCAGACCUGUCCCUCAGGACGCUGACCCGACCCCAGCCACGCGCCCGCCGCGGUCAGGGCCGACAGCUUCGUCCCGCCCCCGGGGCGCCCACCUCCCCUGGCCAUCCCGCAGCUCUGUGAACCCCCCGCUCCUCAAGUCCCUUGCACAUCCAGCCCCGACAGCUGAACAGCGCUUUUUCCUGACCACCUUCCCCUCCGCUUCUUCGUCUGGGGAUUGCUACUCG
Messenger RNA from Physeter macrocephalus (sperm whale), 704 nucleotides. RefSeq names its product aflatoxin B1 aldehyde reductase member 2-like. The record is from RefSeq and is a predicted model, not a curated record. Lineage: Eukaryota; Metazoa; Chordata; Mammalia; Artiodactyla; Physeteridae. The annotation marks the transcript as partial. The transcript has a single exon.